AUGGCAAACGUUUUUUUCGACAUCACCAUCGCGGGAAAACCUAAGGGACGCAUUGUCUUCAGGCUAUACGAUGACGUCGUGCCUCUGACCGCCAGAAACUUUCGUGAACUCUCCACCGGAAGAAACGGCUAUGGAUACAAGGGCUCCAAGAUGCACUUUAUCGUAGAAAACUACAUUCAAGCCGGAGAUUUUACAAAGGGUGAUGGAACAGGUGGAAAGUCGAUCUAUGGCAUCAAUUUCGACGACGAAAACUUCAUCGCGAAGCACUCAAAGAAAGGCUUAUUGACCAUGGCCAAUGCAGGGAGGAACACCAACGGGUCUCAGUUCCUGAUUACCACCGCGGCAACACCCUGGCUAGACGGGCAUCAUGUUGUAUUCGGUAUGACAUCUACCUUGGCUGCGUGA
This is a messenger RNA of Psilocybe cubensis, 405 nucleotides long. RefSeq lists its product as uncharacterized. Gene Ontology annotation, biological process: protein peptidyl-prolyl isomerization. Gene Ontology annotation, cellular component: intracellular membrane-bounded organelle. The coding region runs from base 1 to 405 and encodes 134 amino acids. The record is from RefSeq and is a predicted model, not a curated record. Gene Ontology annotation, molecular function: peptidyl-prolyl cis-trans isomerase activity. NCBI's taxonomy places the organism in Eukaryota, Fungi, Basidiomycota, Agaricomycetes, Agaricales, Agrocybaceae. The transcript is spliced from 3 exons.